GCGGGUCCAGAUGGAGUAUCGCCACGACUGCUGAAGGUCUCUGCAUCGGAGCUGGGGGGUCCUCUACAGCGCAUCUUCAACCUGAGCCUGGAACAGGGGAGAGUCCCGAGGCUUUGGAAAACAUCUUGUAUCACCCCAGUCCCAAAGGUAUCACGUCCUAGUGAGCUGAAUGACUUCCGGCCUGUCGCUCUGACGUCACAUGUGAUGAAGACCAUGGAGCGGCUGCUGCUUCACCACCUGAGGCCACAGGUCCGCCACGCCCUCGACCCUCUGCAGUUCGCAUACCAGGAGAAGGUGGGAGCGGAGGAUACCAUCAUCUACAUGCUACACCGAUCCCUCUCCCACUUGGACAGAGGCAGUGGUGCUGUAAGAAUUAUGUUUCUGGACUUCUCUAGCACCUUCAACACCAUCCAACCUCUGCUCCUUAGGGACAAGCUGAUAGAGAUGGGAGUAGAUUCAUACCUGGUGGCAUGGAUCGUGGACUAUCUUACAGACAGAUCUCAGUAUGUGUGUCUCGGAAACUGCAGGUCUGACAUUGUGGUCAGCAACACAGGAGCGCCGCAGGGAACUGUACUUUCUCCGGUCCUGUUCAGCCUAUAUACAUCGGACUUCCAAUACAACUCGGAGUCCUGCCACGUGCAAAAGUUCACUGACGACACUGCUAUCGUGGCCUGCAUCAGGAGUGGGCAGGAGGAGGAGUAUAGGAACCUAAUCAAGGACUUUGUUAAAUGGUGCGACUCAAACCACCGACAACUGAACACCAGCAAAACCAAGGAGCUGGUUGUGGAUUUUAGGAGGACCAGGCCCCUCAUGGACCCCGUGAUCAUCAGAGGUGACUGUGUGCAGAGGGUGCAGACCUAUAAAUAUCUGGGAGUGCAGCUGGAUGAUAAAUUAGACUGGACUGCCAAUACUGAUGCUCUGUGUAAGAGAGGACAGAGCCGACUAUACUUCCUUAGAAGGCUGGCGUCCUUCAACAUCUGUAAGAUGCUGCAGAUGUUCUAUCAGACGGUUGUGACGAGCGCCCUCUUCUAUGCAGUGGUGUGCUGGGGAGGCAGCAUAAAGAAGAGGGACGCCUCACGACUGGACAAACUGGUGAGGAAGGCAGGCUCUAUUGUAGGCAUGGAGCUGGACAGUCUGACAUCUAUGGCAGAGCGACGGGCACUGAGCAGACUCCUGUCAAUCAUGGAGAAUCCACUGCAUCUACUGAACAGGAUCAUCUCCAGACAGAGGAGCAGCUUCAGCGACUGACUGCUGUCACCGUCCUGCUCCACUGACAGACUGAGGAGAUCGU
This is a messenger RNA of Erpetoichthys calabaricus (reedfish), 1291 nucleotides long. RefSeq lists its product as uncharacterized. Lineage: Eukaryota; Metazoa; Chordata; Cladistia; Polypteriformes; Polypteridae. The coding region runs from base 205 to 1248 and encodes 347 amino acids. The record is from RefSeq and is a predicted model, not a curated record. The transcript has 2 exons. Gene Ontology annotation, molecular function: 2-oxoglutarate-dependent dioxygenase activity; methyltransferase activity.